CAGAACAAAACAGAACAGAACAUGGACUUGCCUUCUUAGCAGACAACAGAAACUACGAGAUCAAAAAAGGAAAUGGCUCUUCUUAACGUCUAUUUAUGUACAAAAAUCCCACCAAAACCCCAUCUCUCAAUAACCAAACCUUCCCUCUCAAUCCCACACUUGCCUUCUCUAUCCUUCUCUCACUGUGAUAAGCCACAGGCAUUGAUACCAAACAAGCAGCUGGUGGAAGAUUUUGCAAAGACAGGCUUCCUUGCUAUUCUCUCUGUUUCUCUCUUUUUUACUGAUCCUGCACUUGCAUUCAAGGGAGGAGGACCGUAUGGUUCUGAAGUUACGAGGGGUCAGGAUCUUACUGGCAAGGAUUUUAGUGGCAGGACCUUGAUUAAGCAAGAUUUUAAGACGUCCAUACUAAGACAAGCCAAUUUCAAAGGUGCAAAAUUGUUGGGAGCUAGUUUUUUCGAUGCUGAUUUAACAGGGGCUGAUCUUUCAGAUGCUGACCUUAGAAGUGCAGAUUUCUCAUUGACAAAUGUGACAAAGGCAAAUUUGAGCAAUGCUAACUUGGAAGGUGCACUUGCUACUGGCAACACAUCUUUUAGAGGAUCAAAUAUAACAGGAGCUGAUUUCACAGAUGUGCCCUUAAGGGAGGACCAACGUGAAUACUUGUGUAAAUUUGCAGAUGGGGUGAAUCCAACUACUGGAAAUGCAACACGCGAUACAUUGCUUUGCAACUAGUUUCUUUUCAUACUGAAGAAAUGAAACACAGGGGAGCGGCUUCACUGCAUCUGUAACAGCUGCAAUUUUCGUUUGAGCUCAGGUUUGCAAUAACUUAGUUGUAUGUAAAAUAUCUAUAGCCUUGCUUUUAUUCUCAUCUGUAUAAGAGGUAUACAUGUAUCUGUAUAAUGAUUUAAACAUCUAUCAUAGAUCGGAUUCUUUUGUCA
Messenger RNA from Populus trichocarpa (black cottonwood), 935 nucleotides. RefSeq names its product thylakoid lumenal 15 kDa protein 1, chloroplastic. The record is from RefSeq and is a predicted model, not a curated record. Bases 73 to 729 code for a protein of 218 amino acids. Lineage: Eukaryota; Viridiplantae; Streptophyta; Magnoliopsida; Malpighiales; Salicaceae. Gene Ontology annotation, cellular component: chloroplast thylakoid. The transcript is spliced from 8 exons.